AUGGGGGAAGAAGAUGCAGUAGAAGAGAUCAACAAGCUAAGCCAAUCCUCCACUGUUUUGGUAUACCAAGAGAAGUUUGAAGAGUUGAGAUCAAUAGUAAUGAUCCAGAUGCCAGAGCUGACUGAGUCUUACUACAUUUCUAGUUUCCUAAGUGGACUGAAGGGGGAAAUCAAAUCUGCUGUGAAGAUGCAUAGACCUAAUAGUUUGCAGACUGCCUUUGAGAUAGCGAGGUGGAAGGAACAUCACUUAGAACUUGUCCACAAAUUUAGCAAAACUACACUCAAGAGUGCCUUACAUUCAACUUCUUAUGAACCAGCCAAAGGUAUGCAUGGAGUUCAGGAUCCAGGAGCAAACAGGCUGAUGCACUUUCAACAAAUUACAGCAAGAAGUCCAAUUCGCAACAAGUUUUCAAGAAGAUAUCCCCAACUGAAUUUUAGUGCAGAAAGGAUCACAACUUAUGCUAUAGGUGUGGAGAAAAAUUUAGUCCCAGCCAUAGUUGUAAAAACAAGAGGAUUCACAUGA
Molecule: messenger RNA, 522 nt
Organism: Coffea eugenioides
Lineage: Eukaryota; Viridiplantae; Streptophyta; Magnoliopsida; Gentianales; Rubiaceae
Exons: 1
Coding region: 1-522 (173 amino acids)
Source: RefSeq, a predicted model, not a curated record